This is a messenger RNA of Choloepus didactylus (southern two-toed sloth), 2944 nucleotides long. It is a transcript of the gene TMEM200A, whose product is annotated as transmembrane protein 200A. Bases 52 to 1527 code for a protein of 491 amino acids. The record is from RefSeq and is a predicted model, not a curated record. The transcript is spliced from 2 exons. NCBI's taxonomy places the organism in Eukaryota, Metazoa, Chordata, Mammalia, Pilosa, Megalonychidae.
GGAAGAUUUCUUCAUGACUAUGGUGACCAUAUAAGAAUAAAAGACCAAGCUAUGAUAGCAACUGGUGGAGUAAUCACCGGCCUGGCUGCCUUGAAAAGGCAGGACUCAGCCAGGUCCCAGCAGCAUGUCGCCCUCAGCCCGUCGCCUGCUACCCAGGAGAAGAAGCCCACCAGGCGGCGGCCCCGGGCAGACGUGGUGGUCGUGCGUGGCAAAAUCCGCCUUUACUCUCCGUCUGGUUUUUUCCUCAUGUUGGGAGUGCUUAUCUCCAUCAUAGGAAUUGCAAUGGCUGUUCUUGGAUACUGGCCCCAAAAGGACCAUUUUAUAGAUGCUGAAACAACGUUGUCGACAAAUGAAACCCAGGUCGUUCGAAACCAAGGUGGCGUGGUGGUCCGCUUCUUUGAGCAACAUUUACAUUCUGAUAAAAUGAAGAUGCUUGGCCCGUUCACAAUGGGGAUUGGGAUUUUCAUUUUCAUUUGUGCCAAUGCCAUUCUCCAUGAAAACCGUGACAAGGAAACCAAGGUCAUACACAUGAGGGAUAUCUACUCUACGGUCAUAGACAUCCACACCCUGAGAAUCCAGGAGCAAAAGCAGAUGAAUGGCGUCUACACUGGCUUGAUGGGGGAAGCAGAAGUGAAGCAGAAUGGCGGCACCUGUGCCUCGAGGUUGGCGGCAAACACGAUUGCCUCCUUCUCAGGGUUUAGGAACAGUUUUCACAUGGACAGCUCAGUUGAGGAGGAUGAGUUUACACCAAGUGAAAGUAAGAGUUUUGGGCAGCUCGUGCCUCCUUUGCUCUCUGACAGCUCGGUCUCUGUCUUUGGCCUCUCUCCACCUCCUUCCAAGUCAACUGAUGAUAAGAACAGUGGCCCGAAGAAAUGUGAAACCAAGUCAAUUGUGUCAUCCUCCAUCAGUGCGUUCACAUUGCCUGUGAUUAAACUUAAUAACUGCGUUAUCGAUGAGCCUAGUAUAGAUAACAUCACUGAGGAUGCCGAUAACCUCAAAAGCAGAUCGAGGAAUCUGUCAAUGGAUUCCCUUGUCGUCCCUUUGUCCAACACCAGUGAAUCCUUCCAGCCAGUCAGCACGAUGCUCCCAAGGAAUAAUUCCGUUGGGGAGUCUCUGUCAAGUCAGCACAAGUCCUCUGUGGCCCUUGGACCUGGGACUGGGCAGUUCUUGUCUCCUGGAGCCGCUAGAAGACAGUUUGGGUCCAAUACAUCCUUGCAUUUACUCUCCUCACACUCAAAAUCCCUAGACUUAGACCGGCGUCCUUCCACCCUAACUGUUCAGGCAGAACAACGGAAACAUCCAAGUUGGCCGCGGUUGGACCGAAGCAACAGUAAAGGAUACGUGAAACUAGAGAACAAAGAGGACCCGAUGGAUAGGUUGCUUGUGCCCCCAGCGGCAAUCAGAAAAGACUUUACUAAUAAGGAGAAGCUUCUUAUGAUAUCAAGAUCUCACAAUAAUUUGAGUUUUGAACACGAUGAAUUUUUAAGUAACAACCUCAAGCGAGGAACUUCUGAAACAAGGUUUUAAUGUUAAAAAAUAUAUAUCAUUUUACAAGGCUAUAAAUUUUACAACUAUUUUCACAGGUAUUUCUUUGUUAAAGCAAUGGUUGUAAGCCUUUUUAAACAAGUGGUUUGUAGUGUAUUAGACUUGGCUGCUUGAUUCUAUAAUGGAGAUGGUUGUAUGUUUGGGUUACUUAAAACUAUAUGAUCACUUAUGAUUUUAUUUUUCCAUUCCUUUGAAAGCAUGAUCUCUUUUAUUAACAGGAGUACAAAAAACUUGCAUCCAAAUAAGGCUCAUUUUUUUCUUCAGUUUUAAGUUCUUUCAUUGAUUGUCAUAUUCUUAGAAUGAAGUGUACAGUGUGGAAAAGGGAGGGUACCAAAGUAUGGGCUAGAAGUACCAAAUUCUGACCCAAAACUCAAUAUAUAUUUGUAUAUGGGUGUGAGUAUGAAUCCCAGGAUGUAAUUUUCUGAAAAAUUGUUUUUAUAUAGGAUUGGUUAAAUUAUUUAAAAGAAAAAAUAUAUAGUUUCUUUGUGAGCUAAACAUUAAUAAUUAAUUUACCCUGAGCUCUAGGUAAUAUAUUUUUCAACAUCAGUUCUGUUUUAGUGAUGUUUUUUCAACCAUAUAUUUAAGAUCCAUGGCUAAUAAUGCCAGAUGUUCUUAGGAAUAAAUAUCUAAACAUGACUAGCUGUAACUUUAGCUAUUCAGAAUCAAAAUUUCUUUGCAAACUGACUUGAAAAGUGAACAAACCAAUAUAGAUUUUAGAAAUCUAAUUAUAUUGAAAUAAUUAUGUACCUGAAGAAAAGGUUUAUUAUCUAAUUAAUGGAAAUGCAUUAUAUGCUAGCUAAUGCUAACUAGUCUCAGUACCUUUUUUUUUGUAGCCAUCUCUGUGAUUAUCUAAUGCCUACUCAUUUCCAUUUCCUUAUUUCUCCCCAAUAUUUUUAAAUUCCAGUUACUGGGAAAGCAAUCAGCUAUGCUUGACAUUUCUUUCUAUCUUGGCAAAUCACUGGCUUGGUGGUUCAAGAAAAUUUGGUCCUUGUUGAUUGCCUAGAAAUUUACCUUGUGCUGGAAAGCCUUAUGAUAACUCCAAAGACUUUCUUAUGAUAUAAUUUUUAGGACUGUGGUUCUCAGUUAGUCAAAAUAAUAAAUAUUAAAAUGGAUGUUUCCAUCAGAAAGUUUUCAUGUUUUCCAUUAAAGUAACGUAUAAUCUUAAGAAUUGUUUAAUGAAAUACUCAGGAAAUUUUACACAUUUUCCCCCCCAAUGCCAAAACAUUUCUGAACAUCUACUGCAGUUGUUAUGGUAUGGGAGAAGGGAGAUACAUGUAUGUAUGGUUACCUACAGUUCUACCUUCUAUUUGCAUCAUGAGCUUCCCUGAAUUGAGGCACGGUGGUACUUGUUAGGACAUCUAGCCUGUGUAUUGUCAUAGAGUGGGCUCAAUAUUUUACU